AUGCAGUCUACGCAGUCGAAGACCCUACACGUCCAGUUCGUCCAUUCUGGUCCUACACAUUGUAUCCACGCACCCAAGUCUGCCAACGUGGAUCGACUUUUUACAGGAGGAGAUGACUACCUCGUCCGAAUCUUACCCACCCUGCCUCUCUCCGACGUAGAGCCGCAGCUUAUCGAAGACGCCACUGAAGCGGUGACCUCGCUCGAUGCUGACGGCCGCUUCCUCGUCACCGCUUCCGAAGAUGGCUCUGUACGCCUCUACCGACACCACCCAAUCGACGCGGAAGGCAACCCAGCAUCACCAACUGUGCUUCAAUCGCUGCUGCGCCGCGAAGCUUUGCCUUUGCGAUGUGUUGCUAUUGAGCGCUUUGUCAAAUCGGGAAAGGCUCCAAGAGUCGCUGUCUGCUCCGACGAGCUCAUUGUCAAGAUUAUCGAUGUCGAGGAUCCCAGACGCAUUCAGCUCCUUGAUGGCCAUAGCCGAGGUCUUCGCUCGGCUUCAUGGAGCCCUGUGGCUCCUUUGCUCGUCACUUGCUCCACAGACGGUGUCGCGAGGAUCACUGACAUGAGCGAUGUCGAGCCCAGGUACGUCAAAUCGAUCGAGGGCGUUCUCCCCAUCACACGUGCCGAAAGCGAUGAAGCCGCCUUUGCUUGCUGGCAUCCUUCGGGCACGUACUUUGUUAUGCCCUCCAAGGCACACGAGCUUGUCAUCAUCAGUGCGGCCAACGACUCUUCUGUUUGGUCACGAACCGGAAGCUUUGUUGCUAGUGCGGCAGGAUCCGUGCCAGCGCCCAGCGGCAGCAUCACCGCUCUCGCCUUUUCGCCCAAUGGCCGCUACCUUGCUUCCGCUACCAUCAACGGCCAAGUCACUGUCUGGGAGACAGAGAGCCGUCAAGCCAUUCGUCACCAGCAUGCUGAAGCUCUCGUGAUGUCUAUCAGCUGGCACCCCACCAAGGACGCUCUCGCAUGGUCGGAAAACGAAGGCUCUCUGGCCCGAUGGUCGGAUGUGGUAGGCACCACCCGCCCUAGCCCGUUCGAAGAAAUUAUUUUCGAUGUAUCAAAAGCUGCGCGUGGUGCUCGUGGCCAGAUCGACGACAUCUUUUCCGGUACGGGUCUUUCGGACGAUGAGGACGAUGAUAUGGUGCGAGACUCUCAUCGUGCGGAUCGAGAUGCGCAAGACCUCGACGACUUUGUGGUGGAUGACGAGUCACGCUACAACAGGUACGGAGGUGCGGAUCCUUCUUCGCGAUCCCAUGGUCGACGCGGACACAGCGCGGCCCACGAAGGCGGCAUGAUGACCGCUGCUACCCGGCCACAGCCUGCCUUCCAAUCCACCUCCACUCCCAUGCGAGGACAGCGCCGAUACCUUGCUUACAAUCUUCUCGGCUCGGUGAUUGCCGUAGAGCAGGAAUCGCACCAGACUAUCUCGUUCGAAUCAUUUGACACCUCAGCGCGACGCAAUUUCCGCUUCUCAGACAUGAACAAUAUCUGCAUGGCCGACCUCGCCAAGCAAGGCAUCCUCUUCGCUGCAAAGCAGAUGGACGAGCAGUCGAGCAGCGUUUUCUUCAAGCCGUUCGUUGCAGCUAGCAAUAAUCUGUCCUCUGAAUGGACUUUCAACUUGGACCGAGGCGAAAACGUCGAGGCGGUGGCUCUGGGAGGCAGUGGUCUGCGUACCAUAACGGAGGAUGGUUGGGAGGACCAGGAUGCUGGCAGGUCUGGAGCGGGUGUCGCUGUGGUCGCGACCUCAAAAGGCUAUUUGAGAUUCCUGUCGGCUAGUGGCAUGCAGCUCUACCUGUGGGCAAUUGGCCAUCCUGUAGUCACGCUGGCCGUUGGAGCCAGGACCGCGCUCGUCAUCUACCGUAGGACAGGGCUUCCAUCGGGAGGCUUCCAGGAACUGAGCUACAAGGUGAUCGACCUGGCCAAUUUCGACUUGAUCCAGGAUGACGUGCUGCCACUUGCCAAGGAUGCACACAUCAGAUGGGCAGGCUACAAUGAUCAGCACCAGCCUGCAUUCUACGAUUCCAACGGAACUCUCUUUGUGCUUGAUCGAGCUCACCGCUCGCGUCAAGGACGAUGGGUGCCCAGCCUGGAUACGAAACGUCUUCGAGAUAGUGCCACAGCCGAUGCUAGUGAAGCGGCUGCGCGUGCUGCAAGCACGUUAGGUUACUGGCCCAUUGCGCUCACCUCUUCCAAACUCAUGGUAUUGCUGCUCAAAGGUGGACGCAGUCAUCCCGAAGUGGACGGAACGCGGCACAUGAUUCAGGAGCUUGAGUUGCAGCUGCCUCUCAUCCACCGCGAAGGCGGCACCGGUCCAUUGGAGGAGAAGAGCCUGCGCGAGGGUAUGCUUGCCAUGACGGCUCGCGAUGUUAAGAAUGCCGGUAUCGACGCGAGCGACGACGACAUUCGGCUAGAUGCCGACACGCUCGAGAUGAGCUCGGACAAAGCACUUCUCCAGCUCAUCCAGUUGGCCUGUAAGGCUGACAAGCAUGGCCGUGCCCUUGAUGCCGCACGUGCGCUCCACUCGACGAGGACGCUGGAAGCUGCACUCAAGAUCGCAGCGUUCUUCCAUCUUUCCAGUCUAGCUGAGCGAAUGGUGGCAUUGAAGGAAGGAUUAGAAGGCCGACCUGAGCGGGUGGAGGAGGAGAGUCGACGAUGGUGCGAUCCUGCCGUGCGAGGAGGACCGAGCUACACCAAUCCGGCGCUCAUUGACAUAAUGACGCGGGCAGGUGACCGCGGUGCCAGCGGCCGGGAAGGUGCGUUGAGCGCUGCCAGCAUCCGCAAGCGUGCUUCUGCUGCGCUGGGCGAGGAAUUCUUACCUUCGACCUCUCGUUCGGUUUCUGGUGUUGCUCAUGUUUCAUCAGAACGAUUCGAUAAUCUGGGGUCGGCAUCGCCUUCCCGCCACCCGGCGGCCGGGGGAUAUGGCACGUCGAGUCGCUCACCUGCACCCACUGCAUCAUCGAGCAACAUCGACGUCACCGCUGAAGACUCGUACAGUGCCAUUCUCGACGACGACCGAGACGCCUCUUCGCUCGGAAAAGAAAACAUCUAUGGCCGGACAUCUGAAAAGCGCAAAUCACCCUCUCACGAUGAUUCUGCCGAACCCGCCUAUGGCGCACGGACGCUGGCGAUGCCGACGAUGAAAGUAGCGAAAUCGUUGAACCCGUUUGCUCGUACUUGGUCCAACGUGGCCAACCGUCGUGGCGAAGAAAAACAGAUGCACAAAUCGACGUCAUUCUUUGAACGCAUCGAGGCGUACGAGAAGGAGUCGCUCAAGACGACUGCUUCUGGCAAGCAGUCAUUGUUGACCGGGUUUGCGUUCCGCAAGGAUCAGGCUGCUGCGGGUGGUGAUGGCGGGGAAACGACAGCGGUGUUUGGCGAAACACAGUACGCGGAUGGAGAGGCGGAGGCGGAGGAGUCGCUUCAAUUGACGUUGGAACGGGCGGCGAGGGAUGCGGGGACGGGUAAUGUGAAACCUGCCGAUGAUAUCGGAGGCGAUGCUCUGCCUGAAACUGUGAGAGAUGCGGAGACGUUGGAUUCGAUCGACUUGGAGUCGGCGAAUCAUGGCGCUGUUGAGGUUUAA
This is a messenger RNA of Mycosarcoma maydis (corn smut), 3576 nucleotides long. RefSeq lists its product as uncharacterized. Gene Ontology annotation, molecular function: protein binding; chromatin binding. Gene Ontology annotation, cellular component: nuclear replication fork. Gene Ontology annotation, biological process: DNA-templated DNA replication; mitotic cell cycle; DNA repair. The record is from RefSeq and is a predicted model, not a curated record. The coding region runs from base 1 to 3576 and encodes 1191 amino acids. The transcript has 2 exons. Lineage: Eukaryota; Fungi; Basidiomycota; Ustilaginomycetes; Ustilaginales.